UAUUUUGAAAGGCGUACUCGGAAGUCGCACAUUUCAACACAGCAGUGGGUGGAAGCACAAGAGUGAAAAACUGGAUAACGGGAAACGGCCCUGUUUGGGAAAUACAUCAGACUGGGGCGAACGUCUCCAAGCUUCAAAGUGGUGGGGAAUAUCUACUUCUUUUUGUAUGGAUCCACGAUAGGAGGUAGAAGGCGUCUCCACUUUUUGUCUUGGUGAUCCCAAUUCACACCAACAAGACUGCGAAGGAGCUGUUCCGACAGUGUUUUCUCCUCCUGUCGAGACACCCCUACUAGGCGCCACAGAGAUGGCAAACAUGUGCCCGUAUGGCCAGUUCACCCACGCGGUGGUGCGCGGCAUCCCGGAGACCUUCGGGAAGGUGGUGGGUGAAAACGGCGAGAACAAGGAGGUCUCAGUGGACCUGGCCAAAGCCCAGCGUCAGUUCGGCUGUCUGACGGGAGCGCUGAGGCAGAAAGUGGGCCUGCAGCUGAUCGAGAUCCCUCCCGAUCCGGAGCUGCCGAUGAGCUGGAGGGUGGAGGACGUGGCGGUGAUCCAAGGUGACACGGCGCUCAUCACCAGGCCCUUCAGACAGCAGAGACGCAGCGAGGCGGAGGCGGUGCGCAGGGUGAUGUCCGAGCUCAACCUGAGCGUGGUGGAGAUGGACGGGGCCCCGGGGGACUCCGGAGGGGCCACGCUGGAGGGCGGCGACGUCCUCUUCACAGGGAGGGAGUUCUUCGUCGGCAUCUCCUCCCACACCAACCACAAAGGAGCCGAGGUGCUGGCGGACACGUUUCGGGACUUUUCCGUGUCAACCGUGCCAGUCUGCGGUGGGAUUCGACUGAAAAACAUCUGCUCGAUGGGAGCUGCCAACACAAUCAUCAUCAGCAACAGUGACGGGGCCAAGAAGACUCUGCGGAUGAUGGAACAGCUGACCGAUCACCACUAUGAGGUUCUAACUGUGCCGGAACAAUCUGCAGCUAACUGCAUCUACAUAAAGGGCCCGUCCAAGAAGGACUUCCUGCUCCACAGGCCAGCGGAAGAAUGUCCUUACAGUGUGUCUGCUUUCCAGAAGCUGCAGGAUUACACCUUCUUGCCUACAGCCUGCAGUGAGGCCUCCAAGCUGGGAGCAUCUCUAUCUUCACUUUGCCUGCUUGUCAAUAAGAAGCACACAUAUUUCUGAUUUUGUUCCCCCCCCCCCCCCCCUUCUAAACCCGUCAGUGUUUGACCCCUCGCAACGAUCCCCUUUGGGUAGGGUGGGCCUCUUCACAAAAUGUAUUUGACCAAAAUGCUCAAUGUUGUAGGAAAUGGUGAAUAAGAGUUUAGCAGUGCAACUUGCAUGAUUCACACCUGUAAGUCACCUAGCAUCAAUUCGCUUAGAAUUUUACACCUUUUCGCCUCUUCAUUUCCAGCUUCUGCUAAGUCCAGUUAGAUGGCCAACAGAAGCAGUUAGUUUUGACACUUCAGUGGUGCCCAAGAUUUUUUUUUUUUGGAAGAUGUUAACUUCUUGAUUAAACUAUAUUGUGCUUUGCAGUGGUGCGCCGCAUCAUACACAGGUCAUCUAAUGCUUUAUUUAGCUACUUGGGGGUCAAAAUAUUAGAAACAUGCCUUUGUAUAGAUAGAAUUUUGCUUCAACUUUUGUAUUGAAUGUACAGCAAUUGUAAAAGUACACCUAUUAAAUUGUCUGGUGAA
Molecule: messenger RNA, 1686 nt
Organism: Phyllopteryx taeniolatus (common seadragon)
Lineage: Eukaryota; Metazoa; Chordata; Actinopteri; Syngnathiformes; Syngnathidae
Gene: ddah2
Product: DDAH family member 2, ADMA-independent
Exons: 6
Coding region: 305-1177 (290 amino acids)
Biological process (GO): arginine metabolic process; positive regulation of nitric oxide biosynthetic process
Molecular function (GO): dimethylargininase activity; amino acid binding
Source: RefSeq, a predicted model, not a curated record